AUGGGCCCCUCGACACCUCGCAGACCGCAAAAGCAGCGGAAUCAUCCUAGCAGCGGAGCUGGCGGCCGUCCGCCAAACAACGCCCCCACCGACUACGAGUCCGAUGCCUUCUAUCCCGAAGCUGCUGCUCAGCUGCAACCACCCAUACCGCAACAGCCCAUCGCGACCCAGAACCAGAGAGAGCACACCAUCGACGAGAUAAACCUCACCGUCCUCAAGCGCUACGUCCCCACAAUCCAGGACUAUACCGCAAUGGCACACAACGCCACCCUCUUCACGUGGAAAAUCGAGACGGGUGGCUGGGAGGAGACCGGCGUCAAAGGCCCUUUCUUUGUCUGCAACCAGGAGCAGCGGUUAUCUACCACCGGUCGCUUCAUCCCCCGCGCCUGCGCCUUCAUCUUGAAUCGCAGUAGCCCCGAGAAUGCCGUCUUUGACCUGGCAACUAUCGCAGAAUGCGAGUUACUCGAGGGUCAGCUCCUCUCUACAAUAACCGAUAGCGGCCAAGGCUGGGGCUUCUUCAUGGAUAUGGGAAAGGCGCAGGAGACCUGGGAUGCUUUUAGAAAGCUGUGGCACACUGUGCGAGCUGCAGGGCAGGGCUGA
Molecule: messenger RNA, 600 nt
Organism: Diaporthe citri
Lineage: Eukaryota; Fungi; Ascomycota; Sordariomycetes; Diaporthales; Diaporthaceae
Exons: 1
Coding region: 1-600 (199 amino acids)
Biological process (GO): deadenylation-independent decapping of nuclear-transcribed mRNA; deadenylation-dependent decapping of nuclear-transcribed mRNA; positive regulation of catalytic activity
Cellular component (GO): P-body
Molecular function (GO): mRNA binding; enzyme activator activity
Source: RefSeq, a predicted model, not a curated record